AUGCUAGAGUUGCUGCUCUCCGCGCUUCUCUCCACAACCUCCUCCUCCCCAUGUGCCUCACCUAGGGCCUCUGUCGCUGCUUCCUUUCCUGCAAACGCCUCCUCCACUGCUGCUGGCGGAUCCUCUGCUGCUGCUGCAGUUCCCGCAGUCAGUUCCUCUGCAGCUGCAAUUCCGAUAGUCGAUUCUUCUGCAGCUGCAGUUCCCACGCACAGUGCCUCUGCUGCUGCUGCACCAGAGUCAUAUAUAAACGAGAAGCAGCGCGAGUGGGAGAUGAAGGCGGCGAGAGCGGUGGCUGAUCUGGAGGAGCUCGCGAAUGAGAAGCUGGGGGAUGGCGUGGGGUCCCGGUAUACUGUCAAGCUCAGAUCCGUGCGAGCAAAUUUCAAGGACGGUCUGACAAGGCGGGAGAAGGCACUGAUUGCUCCGCCUGUUGCCAGGCCCAGGCGCAGCGAGUGUGUGCAGUGGGUGGGAAUACGCUGCUCCCAGUGCAGCUUGCGGGGGGAUCGGCAGGUGAAGAUUCUGGAUAUCCUCAACAGCCCCAAGGGGCAGCAGUACAAGUUGGAGUGUGCAACGUGUGGUCACGAGUGGUUCCUCUCUGCGGACGCGGUUCUUGCCGCCUCCUCUCCUGCAAAACCUGCUUCUCGUGUCCCGGCCGCCACUCCUCCUGGUGUAACGCGUGACACUGCAACAGCUGCUGCUGCUGCUGAUGCUGCUGGUGCUGCUGGUGCUGCUGGUGCUGCUGGUGCACCAGCCCCUCGUGGUCCCUCUCGUCUUGGUGUAACUCGUAAGAAUGUCCUGGCUGCUGCUUCUGGUGCUGCUCCUGCUGCUGCUGCUGCUCCGCAUGAUCCCGCACAGUGUAUCCAGUAA
Messenger RNA from Closterium sp. Naga37s-1, 864 nucleotides. NCBI's taxonomy places the organism in Eukaryota, Viridiplantae, Streptophyta, Zygnematophyceae, Desmidiales, Closteriaceae. The record is from the annotation of a GenBank genome assembly.